GCCAAAGUGUCAAGUCUGGAAUAGGCAGUUCUAGCCUGAGCUGCAAACCACAAAACCCCACCCACCAGCAUUCGAGACCAGCAUCACUUUGUUUUUAUUCUUUUCUGCUUCUCUUCUUCCUUCUUCCUUUUGAAUCAGAUCGUUUUGGAUUUUGAGUCAACAUGCCGGACCUCUUUGUCGAACUUACCACGCCCAACGGUCGGCAGUACAAGCAGCCCACGGGCCUGUUCAUCAACAACGAGUUCCGACCGUCUUCUGGAGGGCAGACGAUCGUGUCGUUCGAUCCUGCAACCGACAAGCCGAUCGCGACGGUGCACGCUGCGACCGCGGAGGACGUCGACGCCGCAGUCCAAGCCGCCAAGGCAGCCCUGGCCCAUGCAUCGUGGAAGUUGCUGCCCGCCACGGAGCGCGGUCAGCUCAUGGGUCGACUGGCAGAUCUGAUAGAGCAGAACAGGGAACUGUUCGCGGCGAUUGAUGCCUGGGAUAAUGGGAAACCCUACCACGUCGCAUUGAACGAAGACCUGACCGAAGCCAUCACCACAAUCCGCUACUACAGCGGUUGGGCGGACAAGACCUUCGGGCAGACUAUCAGCACGACCCCCCAGAAAUUCGCAUACACCCUUCGCCAGCCACUCGGGGUCGUCGGUCAGAUCAUCCCCUGGAACUACCCGCUUUCCAUGGCGGCCUGGAAGCUGGGCCCUGCGUUGGCUUGCGGGAACACCGUUGUCAUUAAAGCUGCUGAGCAAACACCGCUCAGUAUUCUGGUUCUGGGAACUUUGAUCAAGGAGGCUGGGUUCCCAGCUGGUGUGGUGAAUAUUAUCAAUGGAUACGGUCGGGAGGCCGGUGCGGCUCUCGUGCAACACCCCCUGGUGGACAAGGUGGCCUUCACUGGAUCCACCGCCACCGCACGCGAGAUCAUGAAGAUGGCGGCUGGCACAUUGAAGAACAUCACCCUGGAGACGGGCGGAAAGUCGCCGCUGCUGGUGUUCCCUGACGCCGACCUCGAACAGGCAGUCAAGUGGUCUCACUUUGGCAUCAUGUCCAACCAAGGGCAGAUCUGCACGGCUACCUCGCGCAUUUUCGUGCACCGGGAGGUUCUGGACACUUUCCUCGAGCAGUUCAAAAAGGAGGUUGAGACGACGUCCAAGAUUGGUGAUCAGUGGGAUGAAAGUACCUUCCAAGGCCCUCAGGUCACUCGUGCACAGUACGAACGAGUGCUCUCGUAUAUCGAACUGGCCAAGAAGGAAGGCGCAAAGCUGCUCGUUGGUGGAGGUGCAUACGCCCCGACCGAGAGCAAGCUGGAAAAGGGUUACUUCGUCCAGCCCACUGCCUUUAUUGAUGUCACCGAUGACAUGCGUAUCGUGCAGGAAGAGGUGUUUGGUCCCGUGGUUGUCAUUCUGCCGUUUGACUCAGAAGACGAGGUCAUCCGUCGCGCUAACAACACCACAUAUGGUCUCGGUGCAGCAGUUUUCACACGCGAUCUGGAGCGGGCCCACCGUGUGGCGGCGGAGAUUGAGGCCGGCAUGGUCUGGGUCAACAGCAGUCAAGAUUGCGACCCUCGCGUGCCCUUCGGAGGAGUCAAACAGAGUGGUAUUGGUCGCGAGCUGGGCGAGGCCGGCCUGGAGGCCUACUCGCAGGUCAAGGCUGUGCAUAUUAACAUGGGUAGUCGAUUGUAGAUAGGCGAUAGCGGUACAAC
Aspergillus saccharolyticus JOP 1030-1 is the source of this 1696-nucleotide messenger RNA. RefSeq names its product aldehyde dehydrogenase. The transcript is spliced from 3 exons. The record is from RefSeq and is a predicted model, not a curated record. Bases 162 to 1676 code for a protein of 504 amino acids. Gene Ontology annotation, molecular function: oxidoreductase activity, acting on the aldehyde or oxo group of donors, NAD or NADP as acceptor. NCBI's taxonomy places the organism in Eukaryota, Fungi, Ascomycota, Eurotiomycetes, Eurotiales, Aspergillaceae.